UUCUGGUUGUCCGUCUUCGCCUUGUCGGCAUUACUGGUAAUGUGUACGUCGCCUGUUCUCUAUCAUGCCCCUCCGCGGUCCCUUUCUGCGGGGAGAACAAGCUACUCAUGGCCUCAAGUCGAUGUUCCCGAGACUUGGCCAUUACACACCGUUGUCGACGUUUGCUGAGCAAGCCGAUGCGGGAUUGACCUCCACGAGUUUCGACAUAGAAGCGAACAUCCGGGAGGGCGAUUCGAGGGCUGGUCUGGACGAGCGUGGUACGCAGGAGGUGAUGGAUAUCAUGCGCCGUGAGCGAGUCAACUUUGAUCAGGCAAGGUUAAUCAGGCAGAACCAGAUCCUGCGUGCCAAUGGCAUUGACCCCUCAGGUAUGCCGCUUGAUGCCAAAGCCGUGACUCACUUGUGAUGAUACGCCACGCCUCCUGUAUUUUUUCUGCUGCAUGUACUAUC
Molecule: messenger RNA, 447 nt
Organism: Fomitopsis serialis
Lineage: Eukaryota; Fungi; Basidiomycota; Agaricomycetes; Polyporales; Fomitopsidaceae
Exons: 4
Coding region: 65-403 (112 amino acids)
Source: RefSeq, a predicted model, not a curated record